UAAGCCACGCCCUCUGUUAGCAACUUGUGGCUAGCUCGCUACCAAGGAAGGCAGAGUGCUCCGAGAUCUGUUCCUCAGACACCACCCCGAGACUGUCCGCCCGUACAUAAUUCGGUCUUUGAAGUCCAGAUGCAUGAGUCUGGGUCAGAACCAACACACACCAUUCCAGCAAGUCAGACAGAGAACGGGAAUACUAGUGAGAAUGAGAGUCGAGUGAGGAGCAGCCAGACUCCUCCUCCAGAGGCACCCAGGGUUCCAGUGUCAUUAUCUAUGAUGACCCCACCAGCAGAAGCCCCACAGCAGUUGCAACAGACACCGCAGCAGCAGGUCCUCAGUCCUCAGCAGCUCCAAGCGCUGCUCCAGCAGCAGAAAGCACUCAUGUUACACCAGCAACAAAUUCAAGAGGUCUUCAAGAAUCAGCAAGAGCAGCUAAAUAUUCAGCUGCUGCAACAGAAAAAUGCUGGGAUUGUCAGUCAAGAGCUGACAGCCCAGCAGAUUGCCAUCCAGCAGCAGCUCCUCCAGGUGCAGCAGCAACAUCUCCUCAACCUGCAGAGACAAGGCCUGCUGUCUGUCCUUCCUUCCAGCCCCAUUGCACUCACAGUUUCAGGCUGUGAGAAUGGUAGCAUCCUGUCCGCUGGGGGAGACACCAGAGAGUCUUCAAGUCAACGAUCUACCAGCAACGGUCAUCACACUCUUCUGAAGAGGAAAGAAAGUGGGUCACUGGAUGAAAACACACAGAAUAGCCAUGCACUGUAUGGAAAUGGCAUGUGUAAAUGGCCUGGCUGUGAGACUGUCUUUGGAGACUUUCAGGCAUUUCUCAAACAUUUGAACAACGAGCAUACACUGGAUGACAAGAGCACAGCACAGUGUCGUGUGCAGAUGCAAGUGGUUCAGCAGUUGGAACUGCAGUUGAAAAAGGACAAAGAGCGACUGCAAGCAAUGAUGGCUCAUCUGAAGUCCUCUGAACCCAAACCCGCAGCGCAGCCUGUGAAUCUGGUGUCUAAUGUAUCCUUCUCCCAGGCAACACUGCCCAAAGGCCCUCCUCCUAUGAGUUUGUCUCAGAGUGCCACGGCACCAUCCACACCCCUGACGCCGCUCUCUGAAUCUCCCUCAGUCCUCACUCCCAAUAGCAUGUUCACUGGAACUCCUGUACGGAGGCGAUAUAGCCGCUCUGUGAGCCAAGGUAACGAUAUAGUUGAUAAUAAGGAGUUCUACUUGAGCACAGAAGUUAGACCUCCAUUUACAUAUGCGUCUCUCAUAAGACAGGCUAUAUUUGAAUCACCUCGCAAUCAGCUGACAUUAAAUGAAAUCUACAACUGGUUCACAAGAAACUUUGCAUAUUUCAGGCGCAAUGCAGCUACCUGGAAGAAUGCCGUCAGACAUAAUCUCAGCCUCCAUAAAUGCUUUGUACGUUUGGAAAAUGUGAAGGGAGCUGUGUGGACAGUAGAUGAGAUUGAGUUCCACAGGAGAAGGCCCCAGAAGGCUGCUGGUAAUGGGUCUAUGCUAAAGAACUCACAGAACCACCACAGCUCAGCUGGCUCUGCUCAUCAGAGCGGCGGUUUCGAUGGCAACAGCUCUCUCUACAACCCAGCCUCUAUGGGCAGCAUACCAUUUCACUCCCUGUCUCAUGUUCUCCAAGAGCAGAUGAAUGGAGUCCUUGCAAAUGGAUCUGGAUACCAAAGUGACAGCAGCGCAACGCAGUCGCCUCCACAAGCUUUCAUUAAAGAGGAGCAGGAGGAUGAGGAGAUAUGUGAAGCGUAUCCCUAUGAAUCCCCAGAGAGCACAGACGAGCACGGCCCCAGCCCAGAGAUGCACCUCGAUGAAGACAACGGCAGCCCGGAGAGGCCCAAUCUUCAUUUUGAUCGCGUACCUUCUCUCUGACUACGAAGUCCAAAUUCUCCACUGCAAGGCAGCCUCACUCACAGCCUGUGUGACUUUGUAUUCCAAAAGUUUCCAAAAACAACUGCUUCAUCUACAUAACCAAGCAGUGCAAGCACUCUUUUACGUGGGGAAAUUUUGUAUCAGCAUUUGUUAUUUUUUUGUUCUUAAUCUAACUCAAUUAUCUCUGUAGAGUGAGAUCACAAAAACACAUCUGUUUAUGAUUUUUCUCAUUUUAUAUAUGUGUACACAUAAAGACCACGAUGAGCAGAGAAGCCAAAGGAAAGGGAACAUUAAUAGUUAGCACUUCACAAUGAAAAAUGUCCCACCUCUGUAUAGCCACUUUAUGCCACGUGGGGGGCCUCACUACCUGAUUUUAUUUUAGUAGUCAUAAUAUAUAAAACAUUUUGUAGAGGUAAAAAAAAAUGUUGCUUUAAAAAAUUGUAAUGUUCACUGCCAACAUGAUCUGAUAUAUUUGUAUCUAAGGUAUAAUCAAUUGAUCAAAAGAAUACAUAGCUUCUUUAUACUUGUUGGUCUUUUUCACCCCUUCCACGAACAUUGCUAAAUUUGCUCUAAUUGAGCUUGUGAGAGUAGAUAAUAUAGAUUUACCAUUAUUGUAAACCAAUGCAUCUCUAUGAAUAAUAAAUCCCUCAUGAAAAAUGUG
Molecule: messenger RNA, 2542 nt
Organism: Perca flavescens (yellow perch)
Lineage: Eukaryota; Metazoa; Chordata; Actinopteri; Perciformes; Percidae
Product: forkhead box protein P1-B
Exons: 16
Coding region: 130-1881 (583 amino acids)
Biological process (GO): regulation of transcription by RNA polymerase II
Cellular component (GO): nucleus
Molecular function (GO): RNA polymerase II cis-regulatory region sequence-specific DNA binding; DNA-binding transcription repressor activity, RNA polymerase II-specific
Source: RefSeq, a predicted model, not a curated record